Messenger RNA from Closterium sp. Naga37s-1, 3384 nucleotides. The record is from the annotation of a GenBank genome assembly. Lineage: Eukaryota; Viridiplantae; Streptophyta; Zygnematophyceae; Desmidiales; Closteriaceae.
AUGAAGGCCUUCAACCAAGCAUUCAAUCAGCCAGGGGGCGCGUUUCGAGUCCUCCUCGUCACCUUUGCGAUCGUCCAUUUCGUCCGAAUAUUUCUAAUUCCCACCGUCGCGUGGCUAAUCGGCAGUGAGGAAUUCGCAGACACCGAGCGCGUAGUCCGUAUCAUCGGGUUUCGGCCGUCGGGCCCGUGCUCCCUCCCGCGGCCGGUGAGCAACUGCACGGUGAACGAGCGCAUCCACAUCGUGCUGGUGAGCGCGCAAUGGGACCGCGAGCCGUUCACGCGCGACGAGACGGAGGUGAUUCUCAAGUCGAUCCUGAUGUCGACGCAGUGCCGGCUGUUCUUCCACUUCAUGGUGUCGGGCGAGGCGGAGGAGUGGGGCAUCUCCGACAUGAUGGAGCAGCUCGGCGCCGUGCCCUUCGACGCCGUGGGGCCCGUGUCGCCGAACCUCGUGCGCCACGACAUCGACGCGCUCGUCGACCAGAUCAGCUACGACCCCAACCACGACGACAAGGUCCGCGCGCCCGUCCCGCCCUGCGUCACUCUGGCGCCGUGCCUGGCGGGCCGUGAGCCACGCAUUCAGUGGCGGACGAUCCUCCAGUGGGCUACACCAUCCACCCCAUCCCCGUCUGCUGGGUUCGCCAUAAGGCAAGUGCGCCGCCUUCAACCACACGUCACUGCUACCCCUCAUGUUGCGUUCCAUGCGCGCACCGUACCUUGCACCACCACCAACCCAGCUGACACAUGCAUGCGCGCAUCCAUCCUCCCCCUCCCCUCCCCUUCUUCCUUCCGCGCGGCGGGUUGGCAGGCGGAGCUGCUGGGGAUAAACAUAACGCACCAUUCGGGCGAGGCGGGGUUUGCGAAGCUGUUUCUGCCGGAGAUCCUGUGGAACGUGCGGCGCGCCAUCUACCUGGACGUGGACAUGGUGGCGGCAGAGGACCUGGGCGCGCUGUGGGGGUACUUCCGCGAGAUGGACGCCGACCCCGACCUGCUGCUCUUCAUGGGCGACAACCACCCCACCGCCUACGGCCCGCGCUCGCGCUACCCCUUCUGCUCCUGCCAGCUCAUCAUGGACCUCGACCGCCUCCGCCGCCACAACCUCACCCGCGUACGCCCGCCCGCCCCUGCACUCCCCGUCCGCCCCUGCACUCCUCUGCCCGCCCCCUGCACUCCCCACCCGCCCCUGCACUCCCCACCCGCCCCCUGCACUCCCCACCCGCCCCUGCACUCCCCACCCGCCCCUGCACUCCUCUGCCCGCCCCUGCACUCCUCUUCCCGCCCCUGCACUCCCCUGCCCACCCCUGCACUCCUCUGCUCACCCCUGCACUCCUCUGCAUACCCCUUCACUCCUCUGCCCACCCCUGCACCCCUCCGCCCCUGCACACCUCCACCUACAAUGGCUAUUCUUGCAGCCUCUAGGCUCUAUGCUGUUGGCGUUGAUGCGUGGCUGGUGAUGGAGGCGUUUGGCGAGCAGAAGGCGAUGGAGGUGUGGGGGUUCAGGCCGGGCGACCAGUGGGUGUUCACGAUGAUGUGCAUGAACAACCCCGACAAGUGCCGCACCCUGCCCAAGAUCUGGAACGUCUCCGGCUGCUCCAAGCCCCGCUUCCUCGGCCUCAACGCCCGCGACAAGGACCAGCCCGCAUGCCACAUGUCUCAUGUGUCUCUCUCCCCCCCUGUGUGGUGUGUGGUGUGCAUGGGUGGUGAGGCAGAACGGGACGUGUUGGCGAAUGGCGCAUUUCAACUGCAUAGGACCCGUGUGAGCGCGCGCGCGUCCACCCGCCACCUGCCGCCCAUCCCCACGACCUUCCCGCCGCUGCCUGACCCCGCCUUGCCGCCCUACGAACAGUUUGUGCUGCCCAACGGUCUGCGCGUCUUUCUCCUCGAAGACCACGAGCUGGGGCUGGUGGGAGGGCAGCUGCUAGUGAAGGGCGGGGCCCAGUAUGAAGCGCCCGACAAGGUGGGAGUGGCGGGCAUGAUGGCAGCGGUGCAGCGCAGUGGAGGCACGCAGCAGUACCCCGAGGAGCAACUUGAUGACACGCUUGAGGCAAUGGCGGCGUCCAUAGAGACAUCAGCGGGCACCUCAUCGCUCUCAGCGUCCUUCCGCUGCCUGCAAGAGGACGCGCCCACCCUCCUCCCCCUGCUUCGCGAUGUGGUGCUGGCACCGCUGCUACCAGCGUCCAAGCUGGCCUUCUCGCGCACGCAGCUGCUCGGCUCCAUCGCCCGCCGCAACGACGAUCCAGGGCGGGUGGCAUCAAGGGAGCUGCAGCGCCUGCUCUACAGCCCCGCCUCCCCGCGCGGCCGCUACCCCCUCGCUGCUGACGUCGCCCGCAUCUCCCUCGCCGACCUGCGCGCCUUCCACGCAGCUUCCUACAGCGACCCAUCGCAGGCGGUGCUGGGAGUGUGGGGCGACUUUGACGCGCGGAGCAUGCGCGCGCUGCUGGAGGACACCUUCCUCGCCUGGCCCGCUGCCCCCACCACCCCUGCACGCCGCGCUGCCAAGGGGCGGGCGGUGCCGUACUGGGGGCCGGAGGAGGGCGUGGCGGUCAGUGCUGCGGGCGUGUACGUGGUGGACCGACCGGGGCUCACCCAGAGCAUAGUGCGAGUGGGAGAGCUGGGCAUCACCAUCAGUGACCCGGACGUGUUUGCACUCGAUGUGCUCAACGCCAUCCUCAAUGGCUUCGGGGGCCGCCUCUUCGACCAGGUGCGCUCGAGGGAGGGUCUGGCAUACUCGGUGUCGGGUUCAUGGUCGCCAGGCGUUGACCACCGGUGCAAGACCUGCUCUCUCUCACCAGCAGUUGUGCCGGUGUGUGUCCCAUGCGUGCAGGGGGCGUUUGUGGGGGGUGGGGAGACGAGGGCGGAGGCAGUGGGGCAGUUCAUCACAGCAGUGCAGCGCGUGCUGGGGGAGGCCACGCUGUUACCACCUUCACCGGGUGAGCCCCCCCCCUGCCACUGCCUGCCUGGCACCUCAUGCCUCAGCACCUGUUGCGUGCGGCAAAGGCACUCAUCCACUGUCACCUCAUGUGUUUGUGGCGGUGCUGCUGUGGAGUGGAGUGCAGGCGAGCUACAGGAGGCCAAGGACCGGCUAUUCCACUGCUUAUGUGCUCUGCAACCUCAUUCCCGCAAGCCUCUCCUCCCUAUGCCUGUGUGCACUGGCAGUGGAGCGCAGCUGAGUCGCAUAAUGACGUACGACCUGUUUGGCAUCGACCAGGACUUCAUCUUUGAGUUCAAACGCCGCGUCGAGGCGCUCUCCCCCGAGGCCGUGCUGGCAGCAGCACAGCGCCGCCUGCACCCGGUGGAGCAGCCCAUCGUGGUGGUGGCGGACGCUGCUGCCGUCAUGCCGCAGCUCUCCUCCCUCGGCCUGCCCGUCACCCUCAUUGACCCUGUCUAG